UCUAUAUGAAACGUUCGUGCGCGUCUGACGUUAAGUUGCUUCUUGUUCUUCUGGUCGAGCGCAAGAAACAAGAAACAAAAUACUAUUUCGCAGAGUCAGCGUACAAGCUGCACAAAUAAAGAGCGACAACGCAAACGGGGGAAACAAUACCAAUUUUUGCACUCCACAGGUAAUACAUUUGUUAAAUGAAAUUAGCCAGCGAUGCGACUGCUACGAUGGGAGCACCUUUGGCUGCUGCCGCUUCUCCUGCUUCAUGCCACUUGCGUGCUGGGCUUGCGCUUGAACUCGAAAGCUGCAGCGGUGUUGGAGAAUCAAACGCAGCAAGUGAUUGCCUGCAGUCAGCCGAAGGCGCCGGGCUUGUGUCGAGGACGUCAGUUGCGUUAUGCCUACAACAAGGACACGGGCAACUGUGAGAGCUUCUACUACACCGGCUGUGCCUCCACGAAGAACAAUUUCCUGACCUUUGAGGAAUGCCGACGUGAUUGCAUGCAACGCCUGCGCUACUAGAAUACGAUUUAAAAAUCAAUUACAAUUAGAGUGCAGCACGCACGUAAUAAGCUAAGCUAAGCUAUGCAUUAAGUAAUAAGAUCUGUAUAUUUAUUUACCUUUGUUCCAUUGACUUUCAGCACAAAUUAUAGUGUAAUAUAUAUAUAUUUUAAAUAUAGGCA
Molecule: messenger RNA, 668 nt
Organism: Scaptodrosophila lebanonensis
Lineage: Eukaryota; Metazoa; Arthropoda; Insecta; Diptera; Drosophilidae
Product: kunitz-type serine protease inhibitor HCRG1
Exons: 2
Coding region: 202-507 (101 amino acids)
Molecular function (GO): serine-type endopeptidase inhibitor activity
Source: RefSeq, a predicted model, not a curated record